AUGGGGAAGCGCAGCCAUGCGGAGCCGACAGAGCUCCGGCCGAAGAAGAAGUCUAAGGCUGAUAAGCAAUCCAAAGACAAGAGCAGCAAGGAGGAAAACGGAAGUUCCGACUCUUCCAAGAAAACAUACACUCAAGCCUCUGCGCUCAGUGAUCUCCCGCAAUCUCAGAUUGAUCAAUUCCUCGAAGAAAAGGUCAUCAAGAUCACCGACACCUCGGCCGAUGCACCUGGUUUCCGUCCCCUCCUUUCGUUUGACUACUUGCCUCCCUGCGACGGUGACCUUUAUGCCCCAUUGAAGUCCUUCCCGGCUCCGACCUCAAUUCAAGCCGUCACUUGGCCCCUUCUCUUCGCCGGCCGCGAUGUGAUCGGUAUCGCAGAAACCGGCAGUGGUAAGACCCUGGCCUUUGGUUUGCCCUGCCUCAAAAAGAUUAUGGAUUCCAAGAAGAGCAAAAAGGAUUACCACCCAACUGCGGUGAUCAUUUCGCCCACUCGAGAACUUGCCUCGCAGAUUUAUGACCAGCUCGUCAAGUUCGCCGAUGUGGCCGAGGCUGGUGUGACCUGUAUCUAUGGAGGUGUGCCCAAGGAUGAUCAACGAAAGGCUCUGAAAACAGCCGCGAUUGUUGUUGCCACUCCGGGUCGUUUGAAGGAUCUCCAGAAUGACGGUUCUGUCGAUCUCGGAAAGGUGAAGUAUCUUGUUCUGGACGAGGCAGACCGUAUGUUGGAUAAGGGAUUUGAGCAAGAUAUCAAGGAUAUCGUCGCACCCAUGCCAGUCUCCAGAAGACAGACAGUCAUGUUCACAGCAACUUGGCCCAAGUCAGUUCGAGACCUGGCUGCUACUUUCAUGAGUUCCCCAACCCUUCGGGCCAAUACCAGAAUCAAGCAGGAUGUUGAGGUUAUGGAUGGUCGGGACAAGGAGAACCGACUUAUUCAACUGCUGAGCCGUUCUCAGAAGGGUUCGAACCCUGAGAAGGUCCUGGUAUUUUGUUUGUACAAGAAGGAAGCGAUGCGAAUUGAAAGACUCAUCAAUAUGAAGGGAUUUAAGGUCGCUGGAAUCCAUGGUGAUCUGAACCAAACAGAAAGAUUCCGCAACCUUGAAGCUUUUAAGAGCGGCGCGGCAACUGUCCUUGUCGCAACCGAUGUCGCGGCUCGAGGACUGGAUAUUCCCGCGGUGAUGCUCGUUAUCAAUGUCACUUUCCCUCUUACUGUUGAGGAUUAUGUCCAUCGUAUUGGCCGGACUGGACGAGCUGGUGCCACUGGCCAUGCUAUUACAAUGUUCACAGAGCAGGACAAAGCUCUCUCGGGCGGGUUGAUCAAUGUGCUCAAGGCCGCCAAGCAGGAUGUUCCAGAAUCUCUGCUGAAGUUUGGAACCACUGUCAAGAAGAAGCAGCACGACGCCUACGGUGCUUUCUUCAAGGAUAUUGGAACGGAUAAAAAAGCGACCAAGAUCACAUUUGACGAUUAA
This is a messenger RNA of Penicillium malachiteum, 1461 nucleotides long. RefSeq names its product RNA-dependent ATPase DBP3 (gene dbp3). The record is from RefSeq and is a predicted model, not a curated record. Gene Ontology annotation, molecular function: RNA helicase activity; ATP binding; RNA binding. The transcript has 3 exons. The coding region runs from base 1 to 1461 and encodes 486 amino acids. Gene Ontology annotation, biological process: rRNA processing. NCBI's taxonomy places the organism in Eukaryota, Fungi, Ascomycota, Eurotiomycetes, Eurotiales, Aspergillaceae. Gene Ontology annotation, cellular component: nucleolus.